AUGGAAUCAGGAAACCAAACAAGAGUUUCAGAAUUUUUACUCCUGGGAUUUUCUCAAGACUCAGAGCCUCAACCCAUAAUAUUUGGGCUGUUUCUGUCCAUGUUUGUUGUCACCAUGCUUGGGAACCUGCUCAUCAUCCUGGUCAUCAGCUCUGACUCCCACCUCCAUACUCCUAUGUACUUCUUCCUCUCCAACUUGUCUUUUGCUGACAUCUGUUUCACCUCUACCACCAUCCCAAAGAUGCUGGCGAACAUCCAGACACAGAGAAAAUCCAUUACCUAUGCAGGGUGCAUCACCCAGAUGUAUUUUUUCAUGGUUUUUGGAGGUAUGGACACUUUUCUCCUCACUGUGAUGGCCUAUGACCGAUUUGUGGCCAUCUGUCACCCCUUGCACUACUCAGUCAUCAUGAACCCCCGCCUCUGUGGCCUGCUGGUUCUUAUGUCCUGGUUCAUCAGCUUGACAUACUCCCUGAUCCAGAGUCUGUUGAUGUUGCGGCUGUCCUUUUGUACUAAUUGGGUAAUUUCACACUUUUACUGUGAAAUUGCUCAGGCCCUCAUGCUUGCCUGCUCAGACACACUUGUCAAUUACAUCCUGCUACAUAUGGUGACUGGCCUUCUUGGCAUUGUUCCCUUCUCAGGAAUUCUUUUCUCUUAUAUCCGAAUUGUCUCCUCAGUCCUAAGAAUCCCAUCAGCUGAUGGGAAAUAUAAAGCAUUUUCUACCUGUGCAUCUCACCUGUUCGUGGUUUCUUUAUUCUAUGGGACAGGCUUCAGUGUGUAUAUUGGAUCUGAUGCAUCUUCCUGGAGGGGCAUGAUUGCCUCAGUGAUGUACACUGUGGUCACCCCAAUGCUGAACCCCUUCAUCUACAGCCUACGGAACAAGGACAUCAAGAGGGCUCUACAAAAAGUUCUUGGGAGAACACUCAGUGUUCAGUAA
This is a messenger RNA of Pteropus alecto (black flying fox), 933 nucleotides long. Its product is annotated as olfactory receptor 7C1. The record is from RefSeq and is a predicted model, not a curated record. The transcript has a single exon. Bases 1 to 933 code for a protein of 310 amino acids. Lineage: Eukaryota; Metazoa; Chordata; Mammalia; Chiroptera; Pteropodidae. Gene Ontology annotation, cellular component: membrane. Gene Ontology annotation, molecular function: G protein-coupled receptor activity; olfactory receptor activity. Gene Ontology annotation, biological process: G protein-coupled receptor signaling pathway.